UCCCGUCAGGUGGAGCGUAUGCCCCGGUGCAGGGCGCGGUCCCGUCACUUCUUCAGCUGGAGACAGGAGUUGUUGGUCUUCCUCUGCAGGUCAGAGCCCUCGCCACCGAUACGAUGUCAGGGUUUGCGCAACGCAUCCCCCGCCCUCCUCAACCAAAGGGACCAGCUCUAGGAUUAUCAAAGUUGUUUGGUUGCGCCAUUCCUAUUGCUCAGAUCGCAAUUGGUGCAGUGUAUCUGGAUGACUGUCCGGUGCAGCACUACAUCCCCAUCUAUUUGAUCGUGUCGGGGGUGUUCGGCCUGAUGCUGGCGCUGCUCUCCUGCCUGCCCUUCUCCCAGAAGCCCGAAGACGGCACCACCAACCCGCUCAGUACAGCCUGCAUCACGUGGAACUCAUUGACGUCCUGCUUCCUCUUCUGCUGGUUCAUCGCCGGCAAUGUGUGGAUCUACUCUAUUUACCAGCCCGAAUACACCAAGAACUCAACGAACGUGGACAUUUACUGCAACAAGACGCUCUACCUGUUCGCCUUCUGGAUCACGACUCUGGUCUACAUCCUCUUCGGCGUGAUCCUGCUGUGCAGCUGCUGCGUCAUGGUCUGCUUCUGCCUGUGUGGCCGAGCCGACGCCGACGACAACAUCUAGAGACUUUUGCCGGGGGGGUUGUGCGUGUCUUCUGCGCACAUCACGUCAGGGUUUUUGUGUUGCACGCGCUGCGAGGCUGCGAGUAUGCUGUGCAAACAAUGGAGAAAACUGUGUGAGAGGCACGUCGUGUGCAACAAGACAAAUCAGUUUAAUCAGCUGUGUUGUGGCAGCUCUGAGUAACUCUGAAGAGUCAACAGAUUUUUUAACACUGAUUAUACAUAAAGAUUCCUAAUCGCCGAGCCCUCCCUCACUGUCUCUCCCAAUAUGAUUUGUUUAUAUGUGCAGCCGGAAAAUUGGGCUCAAGCUUUGUACAUGAUGAAAUGAUUAAAUGGCUGAUCUGUGUGUA
Messenger RNA from Hippoglossus stenolepis (Pacific halibut), 984 nucleotides. Its product is annotated as transmembrane protein 272-like. The transcript is spliced from 5 exons. The record is from RefSeq and is a predicted model, not a curated record. Bases 114 to 638 code for a protein of 174 amino acids. Lineage: Eukaryota; Metazoa; Chordata; Actinopteri; Pleuronectiformes; Pleuronectidae.